UGACGUCAUCAGCAGUGGACGAGACAUUGUUGGCUGGUUCUUAUGGUCUUUCUGCGGUUCAAAGUCUUGUCGGGUAUCUAGGCUGUAAACGGUCAGGUGAAACAGACGACAAAACCGUAUCGUUGGAAUGGCUCUGGAAGUUUUUCGUAAAGAUGAGACAUUGCAAAUGCGCAGGAAGCUGAUUGGGCAGUCCUGCAGACUCUUUUUUUCCCAUGAUCCCGUGAAAAUAGUGAGAGCACGGGGUCAAUAUUUAUAUGAUGAGAAUGGCAUGCAGUACUUGGAUUGCAUUAGUAAUGUUCAACAUGUGGGACACUGUCACCCCAGCAUCACUCAGGCCGCUGCUGCUCAGAUGGAUCUUCUUAAUUCAAACACUAGAUUCCUCCAUGAUAAUAUUGUUAUGUAUGCAGAUCGGCUGGCCGCCACUCUGCCAAAGAAACUUUGUGUCUUUUAUUUUGUCAACUCAGGAUCAGAGGCUAAUGAUCUUGCCUUGAGACUGGCCCGUCAGUAUACACGUCAUCAGGAUGUCAUUGUGCUAGAUCAUGCAUAUCAUGGACAUCUCACCUCACUCAUCGACAUCAGCCCAUACAAGUUCCGGAAACUUGAGGGCCAAAAAGAGUGGGUGCAUGUGGCACCUCUUCCUGAUACUUACCAUGGUAUCUACCGAGAAGACCAUCCUGACCCAGGACAGGCUUAUGCAGAUACUGUGAAAAGUCUUAUUGAAGAGGUCCAUAAGAAAGGCCGCAAGAUUUCAUCUUUUUUUGCCGAGUCUUUACCCAGUGUUGGUGGCCAGAUCAUUUUCCCAGCUGGUUAUUGUAAAAGAGUAGCAGAAUACGUUCGUGAAGCAGGAGGAGUUUAUGUGGCAGAUGAGAUUCAGACAGGCUUCAAUCGUGUUGGGAGUCAUUUCUGGGCUUUUCAGCUUCAAGGCGAAGACUUCUGCCCUGACAUUGUGACUAUGGGCAAACCAAUAGGAAAUGGUCAUCCUAUAGCGUGUGUGGCCACUACAGAAGAAAUAGCCGCUGCUUUUACAGCCAAUGGUGUGGAGUACUUCAACACAUUUGGUGGUAACCCAGUAUCCUGUGCCAUUGGUCUGGCAGUAUUGGAUGUUUUAGAGAAAGAAGACCUCGGAGGCAACGCUGUGCGUGUCGGUGGUCAUCUUAAACAGCUGCUCCUUCAACUUCAGACUAAACAUCCACUCAUCGGAGAUGUGCGUGGUGUUGGACUGUUUAUAGGUAUGGAGCUAGUAAAAGACAGAGUGUCCAGAAAACCAGCAACAGAAGAAGCAGCACAUCUUGCUGAAAGAGGACCGUAUAGUUAUAAGCACUGAUGGACCGUGGGACAGUGUCAUCAAAUUCAAACCUCCAAUGUGCUUCAGUAUUGAGGACGCUGAGAGAGUCUCUACAUGCAUUGACCAAAUUCUCAGAGGUUGGUAGUAAUUUAACAGUUAAUUCAGCAUGUGGUAACUGAUUAAUCUGACGUAUUUUCAUUUUGUUUAAAACAAUAAUUAAGAAAUUGACAGUUUGUCUUUGGACUUACAGAACUGGAGGAUACCCAUCAAAAACAGGACUGCGGAAGUUGAGGUUUAAAAAACAGGAAAAUAAUUUUCAGUAUAGUGCAUAGAGCAAACAGUCUUAAUUGCAUAUCAUAAAUGAAUUUUAAUAAAUAAUUUGUGUGUGAUUUUA
This is a messenger RNA of Carassius carassius (crucian carp), 1679 nucleotides long. It is a transcript of the gene phykpl, whose product is annotated as 5-phosphohydroxy-L-lysine phospho-lyase. Gene Ontology annotation, cellular component: mitochondrion. Gene Ontology annotation, molecular function: transaminase activity; pyridoxal phosphate binding. The record is from RefSeq and is a predicted model, not a curated record. Bases 128 to 1324 code for a protein of 398 amino acids. The transcript is spliced from 11 exons. Lineage: Eukaryota; Metazoa; Chordata; Actinopteri; Cypriniformes; Cyprinidae.